Molecule: messenger RNA, 1045 nt
Organism: Toxoplasma gondii ME49
Lineage: Eukaryota; Apicomplexa; Conoidasida; Eucoccidiorida; Sarcocystidae
Gene: RPS14
Product: ribosomal protein RPS14
Exons: 2
Coding region: 204-674 (156 amino acids)
Biological process (GO): translation; ribosomal small subunit assembly; maturation of SSU-rRNA from tricistronic rRNA transcript (SSU-rRNA, 5.8S rRNA, LSU-rRNA)
Cellular component (GO): ribosome; cytosolic small ribosomal subunit
Molecular function (GO): mRNA 5'-UTR binding; small ribosomal subunit rRNA binding; structural constituent of ribosome
Source: RefSeq, a predicted model, not a curated record
UCUGUCGCUGUCCCUUUGCUUUGCUGGUUUUUCUGCGGCUCGAAUCCCCUGACAUUCUCUCCUUUUUUCAGUCCGGACUUUCCCGCUUUUCGCCGAGGCAGGUUCCGCCCCCGGCGCCGUCCUUCCCUUCCCUGAGACCGUACUUUUCGCGCUUUUCUCGCGCGUUUCGCGCUUCCCUCGCGCCCGCAAAACUCCUCGUCACCAUGGCACCGAAGAAGUCUGCGAAAGCCGCCACUGGCGAGGAAGGCGAAGCUCAGGGUUCCGGUCUGGGUCCGGCGACCCGCGACGGGGAAAUCGUGUUUGGCGUCGCACAUAUUUACGCCUCCUUCAACGACACUUUCAUCCACGUCACUGACUUGAGUGGGAGAGAAACUCUGGUCCGCGUGACUGGCGGCAUGAAAGUCAAGGCCGACCGCGACGAAAGCUCUCCGUAUGCGGCGAUGAUGGCUGCUGCCGACGUUGCUGCGCGAUGCAAGGAACUUGGAAUCUCUGCUGUCCACGUCAAGGUCCGCGCUGCCGGAGGCACACGCAGCAAGACCCCUGGCCCCGGUGCCCAGAGCGCUCUCCGAGCCCUGGCGCGUUCCGGCCUGCGUAUCGGCCGCAUUGAGGACGUGACUCCGAUUCCUACCGAUUCGACGAGAAGAAAGUCUGGUCGUCGGGGUCGCCGCCUUUAGAGGACCGAAGCUCUUUCUCUCUCGAGUUUCUUUCUUCGUGGGGAACACCCUUUCGGCAGGGGCGGGAGAAACUAUCACUUUUUCUUUCUGCGUUUCGCGGGGACGCACAGGAGCGCGAGGACUCGCGCAGUGCGUCUUGUGUCUUCUCUCUGGAGCGAAGGAAAGUUGUGCGGGAGCGGGGCUGGGCCGUGUGAAAGGCUGGCGAGCCGCAGAAAGAUUGCGAAAAGGAUGUCUUGCGGCUUUUUGAGUUUUCUCGAUUGACAGCUCCAGAACGAACUGCUUGGCCCAGACACAGCAGAAAAAGACACCCCAGCGUCGUCUGUGCGACUCUCUCGCUUCCACAAACAACCGGUGAAUUCACUGCACCGAGA